Python bivittatus (Burmese python) is the source of this 3826-nucleotide messenger RNA. RefSeq names its product EDAR associated via death domain (gene EDARADD). Gene Ontology annotation, biological process: signal transduction. Lineage: Eukaryota; Metazoa; Chordata; Lepidosauria; Squamata; Pythonidae. The record is from RefSeq and is a predicted model, not a curated record. Gene Ontology annotation, molecular function: protein binding.
GAGCCCUCCAACUCGCCGCGGCUUGGCCGACCUCCUCGCCCCCAAUGGCUUCUGCCGCGGACGCUCUGCCUGAAGUUCAGGCAACUAAGGAGCCAGUAGAAGACACUGACCCUAGCACUUUAUCCUCAGAAAAUAUAGAAAAGUAUCCUGUUCAAGAUACAGCAUUACCCAAAGAUGAAGAACACCAAACAGAAAAAGUGACUUUGGGAAUUUCAUCCAUUAAUGUUAGAAGCCUAACAUCAGAUUCAGGCCUUAUACAACAGCCGGAAGAAGACGAUGACACUCAAAGUAGUGCUGGGGACUCACCUACAGCUCUGAAGAAGUCAUGUACAGAAAAUGGGUCUUGCUUUUUGUGUACAUCCCACCAACCAACCAUCAGUGACCUGCUAAAUGAUGAGGACUUGCUGUAUAUGAUGAGGAUCAAAUUGGAUCCAUCCCACCCGACAGUGAAAAAUUGGAGAAACUUUGCAAGCAAAUGGGGAAUGACGUAUGAUGAGUUGUGUUUCCUGGAACAGAAACAACAGAGUCCCACCUUGGAGUUUUUGUUACGGAACAGUGACAGAACUGUGGAGCAGCUGAUUGAUCUCUGUAAAUUAUAUCAAAGAGUUGAUAUUGAGAAAAUUCUGCAGAAAUGGGUGGAGAAAGAAUGGCCAAAGAGAGGGUGUGGGACCUAUCAGAAAAACUUGUAAAGGAGAAAAAAUGGCAAUGGCAGAAAACCAAGAAUCAUGGGGUUUGGUUGACUUUACUACUGGUGUGUAUAGAACUUUUUUUGCUAGGGAAAGAAACCCAUGCUUAUUUUUACAGCAUAAACUGUUAACGUACUUAGCCUUUGUAGUGACAAGAAUGACCUCUACAUACAAAUCAGAUCAAUGUCUUUCACAGGUGUCUUCAAUCUUCUCAGAUUUUUCCAAGCAACAAGAGAAGAAUGAAAGUUAUCAGCGUGCUAUAUAGGAUAGCUGUGUAAUCAGCUACUUCUGUUUAGCAGCCUUGGUCCUGUAUUCCUCUCUCACUGGAAACUGUAUGGGAAUUAAAGACAGGAGGGAAAAGGGGGCUCCUCUUCGAGGAAUAGUCCAUGCAUGUACCUGUGAACUAGGUCCUGUUCCACCCUUUCCCAGGUUGCCUUUGUUCACAAAUAAACCAGCAGAGAACAGAAGAUGCCCUAGAUCAGAAUUAGGACAUCCUCACAUGAUUUCAUCAGAUCAGCACAUUCUAGAGGGGGGAACCUUGAUACCCAAAAAUAUAUAUAUGAACAGUACAGAAAUAAGCCAUAUGUUGUUAAUCAUCUAGUAUAGGAAUAUUUGGAGCCAACGUUAGAUGUUGGCAUUGUUGGGCAUCUUCUAGUAGGGCUGACUCUAGACAUUUUGGUGCCCUAGGCAAAGUCAUAUUCUUGUGCCCCCUAUGAUUAUAUUUAACACUCGAGUGGGUGUGCCGAUGUACGGAGUGCGCUGUUACUGCUUUUCUGGGUAUAACUUCGAUAAGCUGAUAGUCACAUGACUCACUCGCUCAGUAUCUAUCAGACCUUUGUCUUGCUUUGGUAAUAUUAUCAGCUUCCUGAGGCCCAUAGUUGUAAUAAUAAUUUCUUUUUGUGACUUGCAAUGCCUGGUUGGUGUGCUGUUCACUACCGCUCGACUGACUUUGUGAAUAAGUUUUUGAAAAGUGUGGAAAGAAAAGGUGCUGAAGCAACAAGGAAAGAUUAUCAGAUUUAAUACUCACAUUGUGUAAUUUAGAAGUCUCUUCGAUUUUGGUGCACCCUAGGCAACUGCCAGAACAGUGUACUCUGUCCUAUGCCUCCCCAGCUUUUUGCCAUUUUCCUGCCAUCUCUGAGUGAUGAAAAUGAAGAAUCCACACACACACCCAGUACAGACUGAACCCAAAGAGAAAAAGCAAGUGUAUGAAUGGGAGCAACAAUAAUUUUUAAAAAUGGUGGAGCUAGGUGGGUGGAAAAACUUCCUGAAGACAUCCUAUAAAAUGUUGACCAAAUCUGGAGCUGACAAGGAAUACCUAAUCAAUUUGUAUAUACUAAUGCAAUUUCAGUGUCUCUAUCACAGUUUAAAGCCAGGAUAAGUAGAAUGUAGAUCAAAUAUGUGGUAGAUCAGCAAGUGUUCUUGGCUCCCUGUUUCAUUCUUCCUCAGCCCAGUAUCUUCCAGAUGUGUUGGGCCACAGUGCUCAACUGCAAGAACAUUGGUCAUUAUAGCCCAAAUCAUCUGGAAUAUACCAGGCCAAGGAUGUUUAUCACAGCAACAAUUUUUCCCUUUUUCUAAACUAGGCUAUCAGAAUAUCUUACAUGUGGUAACUAAAAUGUAGACUUGCACAUGUGGAUCCUCCCAGGAGAUGGUGCCUCAGGCAAAUAAUAAGUAAUUGGCACCAACCCCUUUGCACCAAACUGAUCUUAAGAUUCAAGUUAAAAUAAUUAAAAAUUAAAAAUUAAAAUCUCACAACUCUGAAACCUGUCUGUAACUUCAAAUCCUUUUUUAAUAGGUUACACAGUUAAUUGUGUCAGCUUAAUUGCUGUAUUGAAAUCUCUGAUCAAGAAGUACAGUCCCUUGAUUUAGGACUGCAUUUUUAAAUUAUCUACCAUGUUAGGGAUCAUUGAAAUCUUUCCAGUUCUGAGAUGAUUGAUAAAAGCUGAUCUUUUAAUGUUUGCAACAACCUGUGUUUCAACCCAUUUAAUAAUUUUAGGGAAACUAUUAAAAACAGCAUAUUAAUUAAGUGUAUUUGCAUCACCUUUUAAGACAGAUAGAAUCCUGUACAGUGUGUACUUAAAUCACAGAAUUAUCAAGAUCCAAUCCUUGGUUGGUGUUUUUUUUCAGAGUGUGCAGAAUCUCAAUCUGCCUUUGAUUUGAAGUGGUUAGAUCUCAAAUGUGGGUAAUAUAUUAAAAUAUUUUAAGAGUGAUUACGUUAAUUGGAAUUGCUCAUUCCCUCUAGCAAUUAGAAGAUAUGUUCAAACAUGUUUUCAGAGACAGUUUGAGAACUAGUGUUACUCCAGGCUGUUACAAAGCACUUAUCUUCUCUACAAUAUUAUAAUAAAAUAUUAUGAACAAUCUAUUAAUAAACUUUAGGGAUACCCUUAAAAUAUUAUCAGAAACUAAUCUUUAAAUGAAUUAGAGUCGCUUGGCAUAGUGAGCACACAUUGAUUAUAUAGCAAGCAAUAAUGUAGGCAGAAAGCCAGCUCGGAGUUAAACUCAGACAUUGUUUGAUCUCAUUACAGAUAACCAUAAAUGCAAAUGAAACACACUAUGCUGGGAUGGAGAAGUGUUGCAUGCACGCAUUAGAGUACAGCUAAUGAGAAAAUGUGAGUUCAAGAUCUGCAUUGUAAGGAAUUCAGCCCUAAAAUCUAAACUCCUAAAUGUGCUUCCUAAGAAGCAUCUAUUUCAAGUUUGAAGAGACAUGGGCUUUCAGUUGAAACAUCAUUUUCAGACAUGAUAUGCUCUGGAAAAUGUCACUGAAAAUUGGACUAAAAAGUGCUGCCAGCAGGAAGAACACUUAUGGGGAAUUGAGCUUUUAGGCUGUUCUACUAACUCAGGCAUACUUAAUUGUAAUAGAUGUUUUUUAUAGCUGUAGCUCUUAAUGCUUGAAAAUUAAGCUACUUCUAUUACUGGGAUUGUAGUAGUAUGCUGAAUUUUAAAACUUCUAGUCUUAUUAAAAUAUUCCUUUUCUGUAAUCCAUCUGUGUUCAAAGCAUUGUUCUGUAUGUAUCAUCAAUCUCUACUAUAUUUGUUACAUGUUUUGAUAUACAGUGUUAGUAGAAGAAAACUGUUUUUCCACUAGUUUUGUUAUUAUUAUUUUUUUUACUAAGAGCAUUAUUGUUACUUUUCUGAACUACUUUG